AUGACUUACUUUUUCCUGGGUAACCUCUCCUUCCUGGAGAUCGGCUACACAACCAACAUAUUCCCCUGUAUGUUAGCCAGCUUCUUUGAUGAGGCAAAUUCGAUCUCUUUCAGUGCCGGUAUGGCCCAAUUUUAUCUGUUUGGUUCCUUGGGUGGCUCUGAGUGUCUCCUCCUGUCCAUGAUGUCGUACGACCGGUAUCUAGCCAUAUGCAAUCCUCUCCACUAUGCAGAUGUUCUGAGCGGACAGGUGUCCCUUUGCCUGGCUGCUGCCUCCUGGAUUGGUGGCUUUUUGAUCACCUUGGUAACCAUUCUGUUCAUGGUGACCUUAACAUUCUGUGGCCGCAAUGAAAUAGAUCAUUUCUUCUGUGAUUUCACCCCACUCCUGAAGCUGUCCUGUUCAGAUACUUACCUCUUCAAAAAGGUCUCUUUCUUCUUGUCUUCCACUCUGACGCUGGUCCCUUUUCUGUUAACCAUGGUGUCCUAUAUUUAUAUCCUAUCUGCCAUCCUCAACCGCCUUUCCACUGCCGGGUCACAAAAGGCCAUUUCCACUUGCUCAUCUCACCUUAUAGUAGUCAUCACCUUCUACGGGACUCUGAUUGCUAUGUACGUGGUACCAGCCGCUGAUCACUCCCUAGAUCUGAAUAAAGUCUUCUCCAUCUUCUAUAACAUGGUGACCCCCAUGUGGUCUCCAAACUGGGGUGCGUGCACCCCAGCGGGUGCCCGAGAUCAUCCCAGGGGGGGCGCGGAAGCAGGAGCGCUGCUGGACGGCACUCCACCGUUUUUUUCUUCAGCGGCAGCUCUGCACACAUCCACCGCCUGCGGCAGGUCUUCCAAUCUUCUUCCGCCGGCGGCGCGUCUGCAGCAGGUCUUCCGGUCUUCACUCUGGGGAGGCGAGACCCUGCGCUCCAGGGACGAGGUAGCUGGUGGACAGACCCCGCCGGAGCGGGGAGUGUCGGCAGGCGCCACUCUGCCUUGGACGGGGGUCAUCUCCGCUUGA
Molecule: messenger RNA, 996 nt
Organism: Dermochelys coriacea (leatherback sea turtle)
Lineage: Eukaryota; Metazoa; Chordata; Testudines; Dermochelyidae
Product: olfactory receptor 493-like
Biological process (GO): G protein-coupled receptor signaling pathway
Cellular component (GO): membrane
Molecular function (GO): G protein-coupled receptor activity; olfactory receptor activity
Source: RefSeq, a predicted model, not a curated record